This is a messenger RNA of Trachemys scripta elegans, 5830 nucleotides long. It is a transcript of the gene LRRC4C, whose product is annotated as leucine rich repeat containing 4C. Gene Ontology annotation, molecular function: cell-cell adhesion mediator activity. The transcript has 2 exons. Gene Ontology annotation, biological process: synaptic membrane adhesion; modulation of chemical synaptic transmission; regulation of axonogenesis. The coding region runs from base 1857 to 3770 and encodes 637 amino acids. Lineage: Eukaryota; Metazoa; Chordata; Testudines; Emydidae. The record is from RefSeq and is a predicted model, not a curated record. Gene Ontology annotation, cellular component: postsynaptic density membrane; glutamatergic synapse; plasma membrane.
UUGAAGACGGGAGAAGAGACGAGUGUAGGGAGAAAGACUGACCCUGAGACCUUUGGAAAUAUUGAGGUGCCAUAGCAAAGGUGGGGAGGGGAGUGAGUGAGAGAGAGAGAGAACGAGCGAGCAAAGCUACUCCCCGCAGCAGCUGACUGGAACUGGAUAUAUAUAAAUACAUAUACAUACACACAUAUAAAUAUAUAUAGGUAGAGUUCGAGCUGAAGCUGAUGGCAGGGAGGAAAGGUUUCUGCUGUGCAUUUCUGGGAUAAGGAAUGAAAGAAGCGGCUGCGCUCCUGGGAAUGUGUCAUCUUGGAGGGGAGGGAGGAAGGGGGAAGGUAACUGGAAUGUGGAAGAAGAUGGGAGCCUAAGCCACUGCUGUGCAAAAGGGGAUACCAACUUGUAGAUCUGAAAUAUACCAGGCUGAUCUUGGCAAUGAGAUCAGAGCUGCAAUUGCAAUAGAUAGGGGGAGGAAAAGGGAGGCAGAGAUUGGAGGGCUCUCUCUGUGUGUUUCUCUCUCUCUCUCUCUCUCUCCCCCAAGAAGAAAUAGAAGAAGUUUAUCCGUCUCGAUACUGCUGGAUCUUUAUUGCUGCUGGACAAAAGAUGGAGAGGAAGCCGAAAUGAAGAGGAAGGGAAGCCCUGUGCUUGUGAAAUUCAGAGUUAGGGAGGACAAAUCACGCCUCCCCGGAGAGCUUUUGUGCCCCAUCGGGGGAGUUUUAACGUCAGGAAGAUUUUGAGAAGUGGGGGCAAAGAGAAGAGGGAGUGUCAAAAACACCCACCCCACGUGUGUAAAAAAAAAUGAAAUAAGGGAUGGAUUUAUUCUUGACAGCUGGUGGGAACCUUGAAUUUUCCUCCACUCUCCCCUACCCCAUUUCCAUUUAAUGUGAGAUUAUGAAAAUGCAGAGGAGUUGGAGGGAAGGCAAAAGGAUAUAACGUGGAGUUUGAAGAGAGGAGAAUGGUGAUGAUGCUGUGGAUGGCUGGCUUCUUGCUGAAAUCAAAAAUCCAAUUGCGCACUGGGUUGUGAUUGGAAAUCUAAUCAGAUCUUUGGAGGGGGGGAGAGAGAGAGACCAAAAGUUUAUUGUUUUAACAUUCUAAAUGUAAGAGGAGACUCUGGUGAAGGUGUGUGUGGAGGAAAAUAGGGAAAACAGAAGAAUGGGAACCCCCGAUCUAACGUGGAAACACAUGGACUGGAUAAUUGAUAGUGCAGCAAAGAAGGGGGAAGAAGAAAAUUGCCUGGCAAGACCUGGAUCUUAACAGUCACAACAAAAAAUGCAUUAAAAGCAAACGGCCUCACUUCAGAUAGAGGGUUGUUUAAAAUAUCCUCCAAAGGGAAAAAAAAUAGUUGUCAAUGAAGAACAGAGGAGCCAGAAAGGCAAAAACCCUCAACGAAAGGAAACUAGGAAAAGUAUCCACACGGGAAUGAAAAGUUUCAGAAAGGAGAAGGACCAUUCUUGCUCUGAGGGAUUUUUUUAAAUGUUUAGUUAAAAAAACCUCCCCCAAGAAGACAGGAAUUUAAUGAUACAACUACGACCAUUUUAAGCAGAAAAGUUAAGAGCGACGGAAAAAAGGGGGGUGGGAGUGGAAAAGAAGAAGAAUCUGGUGAGGGAGAAAAAGAAUCAGCAGGUUGGGUUGGAUUGGAGCCUGUGUGGACUGAAAUUGAUGGAAAAUUGAAGUUGGAUAUUUUAUUUUUAAUUUAAUUCCUUAUUUUUAAUUUUGGCUUCGCUGCUGCAAUGAAAUAGUUUGCCACCCCCUGCCUUUUUUCCCCUCCCUCCUUAAACACUCGGAUUUCCAUCUGGAUAGUCUUCUGUGCAAUCUGAAAUACAACGAUUCAAACUCCAGAAGGACCAACACCAAAUAAAUUAUGAAUGUUGAACAAGAUGACCUUACAUCCACAGCAGAUAAUGAUAGGUCCUAGGUUUAACAGGGCCCUAUUUGACCCCCUGCUUGUGGUGCUACUGGCUCUUCAACUUCUUGUGGUGGCUGGUCUAGUCAGGGCUCAAACUUGCCCUUCUGUCUGCUCCUGCAGCAACCAGUUCAGCAAAGUGAUUUGUGUGCGGAAGAAUCUGAGAGAGGUUCCAGACGGCAUCUCCACCAACACACGGUUAUUGAAUCUCCAUGAAAACCAGAUCCAAAUAAUUAAGGUGAAUAGCUUCAAACAUUUGAGACACCUGGAAAUCUUGCAGCUGAGUAGAAAUCACAUUAGAACCAUUGAAAUAGGGGCCUUCAAUGGUCUGGCCAAUCUCAACACUCUGGAACUUUUUGACAAUCGUCUUACCACCAUCCCUAAUGGGGCUUUUGUAUACCUGUCAAAAUUGAAGGAGCUUUGGUUGAGAAACAAUCCUAUUGAAAGCAUCCCUUCUUAUGCUUUUAACAGAAUCCCUUCCCUACGUAGGUUGGAUUUGGGGGAACUAAAAAGGCUUUCAUACAUCUCAGAAGGUGCCUUUGAAGGUCUAUCCAAUUUGAGGUAUUUGAACCUUGCUAUGUGCAACCUUCGAGAGAUCCCUAACCUCACACCACUCAUAAAACUGGAUGAGUUAGAUCUUUCUGGUAACCAUCUGACAGCCAUCAGGCCGGGGUCCUUCCAAGGGUUAAUGCAUCUUCAAAAAUUGUGGAUGAUACAGUCCCAGAUUCAAGUGAUUGAAAGGAAUGCCUUUGAUAACCUUCAGUCACUGGUGGAAAUCAACCUGGCACACAACAACCUAACACUACUGCCUCACGAUCUCUUCACACCACUCCACCUAGAAAGGAUCCACCUGCACCACAAUCCUUGGAAUUGCAACUGUGACAUUCUUUGGCUCAGCUGGUGGAUUAAGGACAAAGCACCCUCCAAUACUGCAUGCUGUGCUCGCUGCAACACACCUCCCAAUUUGAAAGGAAGGUACAUCGGUGAGCUGGACCUGAAUUAUUUCACGUGUUAUGCUCCGGUGAUAGUGGAGCCACCAGCAGACCUCAACGUCACAGAAGGCAUGGCUGCAGAACUGAAAUGCCGAGCAUCGACCUCCCUGACCUCUGUAUCUUGGAUUACUCCAAAUGGAUCGGUUAUGACGCAUGGGGCAUACAGAGUUCGGAUUGCUGUGCUCAGUGAUGGCACAUUAAAUUUUACAAAGGUGACCGUGCAAGACACGGGCUUGUAUACCUGCAUGGUGAGUAACUCUGUUGGGAAUACUACAGCUUCUGCCACACUGAACGUCACUGCACUGGACAAUGGUUACACAUACUUUUCAACUGUCACGGUAGAGACUAUGGAACCUUCUCAGGAUGAGGCACGGACCACAGAGCAGAUUGGGCCCACACCAGUUAUUGACUGGGAGACCACCAAUGUGACAACUUCUCUUACUCCACAGAGCACAAGGUCGACAGAGAAAACAUUUACCAUCCCAGUGACAGAUGCAAGCAAUGGGAUCCCAGGAAUAGAUGAGGUUAUGAAGACUACCAAAAUCAUAAUUGGUUGUUUUGUGGCUAUCACUCUCAUGGCCGCUGUGAUGCUGGUAAUAUUCUACAAAAUGAGGAAACAGCAUCACCGGCAGAACCACCAUGCUCCAACACGGACUGUAGAGAUCAUUAACGUGGAUGAUGAGCUUACAGGGGAUACACCCAUAGAGAGUCACUUGCCCAUGCCGGCGAUAGAGCAUGAGCACCUAAAUCAUUAUAACUCUUAUAAGUCUCCUUUCAACCACACAACAACAGUUAAUACAAUAAAUUCAAUACACAGUUCAGUGCAUGAACCGUUAUUGAUCCGAAUGAACUCAAAAGACAAUGUACAAGAGACUCAGAUCUAAAAUAUUUACAAAAUUGGGGGGAGGGGAAAUACAAAAAAGACGGUUUAUAAAACAAAUGACACAAAUGACUGGGCUAAAUCUACUGUUUCAAAAAAAGUGUCUUUACAAAAAAAAGAAAUUUAUUUAUUAAAAAUUCUAUUGUGAUCUAAAGCAGACAAAAUUAUGUGUAUUCCUCAAAACCUCUUUUUGCUGCACUUAUUUACCCCUCUUCCUCUUUUCUCCCUCCCCUACCUGCCCCAACCCCAUUUGCCAUAUUUUUCAUAGGAGAUCUUGAUUCCCUAAAAGAACUGGUAUAGGAAAUUUUAUAAGAAUUCUGUCAUACUUUGGGAAUUUUUAUGGUGAACUCUAGUGGUGAGAUUCAGUCGAUUUUGUCUCUUUUUUCUGUUUUAUUUUUUCUUUUCUCAUACCCUUCUUGAAAUGGUUCUACAGGGAAUGGAGCAUUAGCAGUAGAUUUGUAAGUGAGAAACAAGGAACAAGCAACAACAACAACAAAAAAGCAAAGUCUUUUUUUUUAUUUUUCAUGUAAUGACCUGUUCUGUAUUUACCAAGAGGACCAUUCUGUGGAAGAAGAAACAAAAAUCUAAGAAAUUAAUUUACUUGUGAACAUCUACAAAAACCACGAUCUUUUAAACAAUUCUAGGACCAGAAUUUGUAGUUCAAACACUAAAAUAAGAUUAUAAAUAAAAUAUUGUUGUUUUUUUCUGUACUCGGAUACAGCUUAUUUUCAGUGUGGCUUUAAAAAGUUAAAAGUUUGUUAGAAAUUUUACAGUAUUCUGCUGUGAUGGUCUAAAACACAACAGCUUAAGAGUAUUACUGCUGCAUUUAGAUCAUUACUGAAGAAUAGCAUUGUUUUUAUUUUAGUAUAUAUAACAGCGUACUAGAUAAUAAAAAUACCUGACUUUUAAUGCAAAAUUAUAAUGACUCAGUGUAAGGGAACUUUCAAUUAUCUUCAUUGUAUUCAAAGAAGUAUUCCGCAGUCUGCGAAAGAUGUCUACACAGAGUUCAGGUACAAAAGGGCUGACUAGACAAUGGUGGAAGUUUUGUUCUUAUUUUAAAGAAAUGUUACUUGUAUAUUGGGGGGUUGUCAAAAUUAAUAAUAUUGCUUUUAAUCUUCAAAGCCAGACAUUUUGAUUGCUUUGGAAGUUCUCCUAGCUGUAAAUAUGAAAUCUGUUUACAUACCCAAGAUACAUCUCUGAGUCCAUAUCCCUCAUGGUUGCAAAAUGAAAUCAAGGUGCUUUGAAAGAAGUGGAUUAACCCGGAAGAAAAAUCAGUCUAACACACCGUUUUGGCCAAAUUCACAGAUGAGUCCAAGCUGCUGUAACCUGCACCUUCUUUUGGUCCCCUUUACAUGUAUGGGAUGCCCUGACUGAAAGGAUAAAUGCUCUAAGGUAGCAUGUGUAAUCCUCAAAGUUGCAAGUGAAUAUUACAGCAGAAAGUCUAAUCUAAAGAGGAAACUGGAGAGAGGUGACACUGAAUCACAAUGUGCAGGAAGCAUAAGUAUAGUGCAGAGGGAAACCUGAAGUCCUAUAAUAAUCUCAGAAAAAUAUUUGGAGACAUUAUCCUUCAAUGUAUUACAUGAAAAAUAAUAUAUGCUCUAAGGUAAUUUUAAUAGGGGAUGAAGAAAGAUCUGGAUUAGACAUACUGAAAUACUGGGGAGAAGAUUGUCUUAUGAUGACUUUGCUUGCUAGUCCUCCAUUUGAAAUGCACUGCUCCAUUUUAGUAGCAUUCCGGUUGAAUUCCAUAUGAACAUUGUGGCAUAGUCUAUCCAGAAACAUUGCAGAUGCAUUUUGUUCAAGGUAAGGAGUUCAGAUAUUAUGGUGAUGAGAGUGGUAUAGGAACCUAUGUAGAACUGGAGGUGCAUUUUGCCUAAGGUGUCUGCUCCAUCCAGUAGCAUCGGAGGUGUGUUAAAUUUUUGUCUCUUGUACUUUGGCCAUCUGGAAGCAGCAGACUGUUGAGGAGCUUUCCAUUACAAAAAUUUUGUCCACCUUUUUGAUUAAAAUGCUGCUGAGCCCUAUUUUUUUUAAAGCAUAAAAUUUAAUUGAGCUACAGCUUGACCCUAU